Messenger RNA from Truncatella angustata, 918 nucleotides. RefSeq names its product mitochondrial ribosomal protein subunit L20-domain-containing protein. NCBI's taxonomy places the organism in Eukaryota, Fungi, Ascomycota, Sordariomycetes, Amphisphaeriales, Sporocadaceae. The record is from RefSeq and is a predicted model, not a curated record. Gene Ontology annotation, cellular component: mitochondrial large ribosomal subunit. The transcript has a single exon. Gene Ontology annotation, molecular function: structural constituent of ribosome. The coding region runs from base 238 to 837 and encodes 199 amino acids.
GAGAUAUUGAUGAUCUGCAGCCUCCGUUCGCGCACAAUCUUUUCAAAGCGAUCCAGUGACUCGGCAAUUGGGAUUGCUAUUGCCUUGGACACUCGCCGCUUUAUAAUCUGUUAGAAGUUCUUUCCUGACUGAGCUUCACCUGCCCACCACGACCACGACCUCGACCUCGACCCCCAUCUCUUUCACGCAACAUUUCUGGAGCAGUGCCUUGUUGUUGACCUUUUUCCUUUCUCCACGAUGGAGCGCCCCGUCCUCCAGCCCGCAAGGCGUCUCGUCUCGUCACUUACCCUCACCGCCAAACGAACACAAGCAACCACAUCACGGACGAAAAAGGCCCUCAAGAUCGGCCCGCACCCGUCCUUCCUCAACACCACAAACGAGGACCACAUCGUCUUCAACCCGCCCUCCUCCACGCCCUCGGUAUACCACACGCCCUUCAAGUUCCUGCCGCGGACCGACCCGCGCCGCCAAGCGAACCUCACACAGCUCAUCCGCGCCUCGUCCUCGUCGACGGCCACAUCAGAGCUCGCACCGCAGGUAGGCAGCGAGCCGAACGGUGGGUUCGCGCCGCCGAAGCACAGCGUGACGAGGGAGCAGGUCGAGGAGAUGCGGUCGCUGCGGGCGUCGGACCCGGCGAGGUGGAGCGUGGCGGCGCUGGCCGGCAAGUUCGGGUGCAGCAACUUCUUCGUCAUGAUGUGCUGCAAGGCGAGCGCGGAGCACCGGGCCAGCGAGACGGCGCGGCUGGACGCCAUCAAGUCGAGAUGGGGCCCCAUCAAGUCAAAGGCUCGCGAGGAGAGGCAGAAGAGGAAGGUCUUGCUCCUGAAGGGCCAGUUAUAGUGAGAUGGUGAUCCUCGGCCAGAGAGAGCGAGCUUGCUGUACAGGAUUCGCCUAGUGGGUCCAGGAAGAACCGUACGAAGG